AUGAUCAUUUUGGAUGAACAUAAGCAUGGUACAUCGUUGAUGGACAUGAACCGAACGAAUAUGAUAAAGAAAGAAAAUCAUAAAUAUGAUGAAGAGGACGAUGAUGGAAUUUUUUGUGGUGAUCCAUUAUUAAUUAUUGAAUAUAAUAAUGCGGGCCUUUUCAGCCGAGAUAUUACAGAAGAUCAAGAUUAUGACAACUAUCAUAAAAGUUUGUUCGGAUAUUUUCGUUGA
Messenger RNA from Dentiscutata erythropus, 231 nucleotides. Lineage: Eukaryota; Fungi; Glomeromycota; Glomeromycetes; Diversisporales; Gigasporaceae. The record is from the annotation of a GenBank genome assembly.